GUCCCCUAUAAAGCUACUCCCCGUUUCCCACCCCCGCCAUUCCGAGGGUAUCUCCAGUCUGUCUGUCUGCUGCUGCACGUUAGACUGCAAAAUGAAGAGCGUCGGGGGGAAUUUAGUGCUUCUAGCGUUCGCCACGUACGUUUCAGCUCAAUUUUCAAAGGAGUGCGGCAGGCCACCGGGUCCCCAUCAGCACAGUAAAAUUUACUCCAGAUACGCGCUGAGACAAAAGUUCAAAGAGGGAGAAAAGGUUUAUUAUGACUGUGCUGAAGACUACACUCCGAGCAAAGGCAGCCGUGCUGUUCAGUGCAUCAAGGGAAAAUGGACAGUCCUGACCUUAAAGUGUGAAAAGAAGUCAUGUGGAAAUGCUGGGGAUUUAUUUAACGGCCAGUUCAUAUAUGAGGAAAAUUCAUAUCUGGGUGACAAGGUUCACGCAGUGUGCGAUGACGGAUACACACUGAAAGGAGCUAAGUAUAUGAUAUGCAAACACUCUGGCUGGAGUGGUGAAUUCCCCUCUUGUGAAGAAAGCGGUGCAGUAGAUGCUGCAGAGACUACUUGCUCCGACCCUGCAGUGGCCAAUAGUAUGAAGAUUAGGGGCGAUGUCCUGGUGUACCAGAUAGGAGAGUCUGUGAUCAUCACCUGCAACCCUGGAUUUCAUCUCGCUGGAUCGCAGAAGGUGAACUGUGGUCCUGAUGGGCAGUGGCAACCGCAACUCCCGCAUUGUCUGCCCUCUGAUGAUACAUCAUGCAAAGAGCCCAAGGCACAACUCGACAAUAAAUUUACAAUCAUUAGUGGAUUAAAGCAUUCUUACAAGCAUGGAGACUCCUUGUCCUUCUCCUGUAAUGGGACUUACUUUUUAAAUGGAUCAACCAGUUCUACAUGUGGCCCAAAUGGAAGGUGGACACCACCUCUUCCAACAUGCAAGAUGAUGAAAUGCAGACAGCUCAGUGUGCCCCACGGCAGACUGUCCACCGGACACAGGAGGGUCAAUUCUGUGGUUACUGUGACGUGCCACAGGGGAUACCAGCGAAAAGGCCCCAGCGAAGUUGUUUGUUUGAAGGACGGGAAGUGGAGUGAAACACUCAAAUGUGUCUCAGAAAAAGAGGCCAAUACCUUCUGCUCCAGCCCCGAAGUUGCCAACGGCAGUAAGAGUAGUGGAGAUGUCCAAGAGUACCAGCUGGGAGCGUCGGUGACCUUCACGUGCCACCCGGGUUUCCAACUCAGUGGAUCCCAACAGGUCACCUGUGGCCCAGCUGGUCAGUGGCAGCCGCAGCUCCCAAAUUGUCUGCCGAUUUCAGAUGGAGAUCAGCAGUCCUCCAAAAAAGACGGCAGGUGUGGUGUGCCAGCACACAUGAGCGAAUCCAAUGCCCAGCUUGCAGACAGCUACAUUGCAAUGACUUCUUUUGCUUCCGGUGAGAGAGUACACUAUGUGUGUGAGAUCGGAUAUGUCCCAGCUGGCGGCAGCAGGUAUCGCAGCUGUGUUGAAGGAACAUGGACACCAUUACUCCUGAAGUGCGAGCGGAAGUCAUGUGGCUCUGCAGGAGAGAUUAUCAGCGGAUACUUUGAGUAUUCCGGUGCAGAGUUUGGAGACACUGCCAUCGCCAAGUGUAAUGAGGGAUACCGACUUGUCGGACAGGAAACUAGAAGGUGCCGGAGUGACGGCUGGGAUGGACGUAUUCCCAGAUGUGAAGCUCCACAGUGUGAGGAGCCCCCAGAGGUCCAAAAUGCGGGCAGAAUUGGCGCCAUGAGUCCACCUUACAUGUACGGCCAUGUGAUUAACUAUCGGUGUCGUGUGGGGAUGUUUACUGGACCCAAGCAGAUUUGGUGUACCAAGGACGGGACAUGGAGUAGCCCUCUCCCCGAGUGCCAAGAACUUACAUGCCCCUCUCCGAAAGUGCCCAACUCCUUCAGGACGGGGGCCGUGAGAGAACCCUACAAAUACAGAGACGCCACAUCAUUUGAAUGUAACUGGGGCUACGUGAUGGUCGGCUGGAGCACCGUCACCUGCGGCGCUGACGGCCGAUGGAGCCCGCGCCUGCCCGAAUGUAGACUAAGUGAUCAGCCAUCAAUUUUAAUAACAGCUUCGCAACACUGAAAUAAAUUCAGCUAGAUUAUUUCUGGUGUCUGGUUUUUCAUAUAAUUUAUCACCUGAAACUUUUUAAAUCUGCACGAGAGAUGGGUGUGAAAGCUGAAGAAUAAACGGUCUGUUGAGAGAUACUCUUCCCUCAUAAUGGAAGAAAUUGUCCCUUUUUAAAAAAAAUCUUUUUCCAGUGCGCAUUUGUUUUUAACAUUAACAUGCAGGACGGGAUGCUUUCACACAUCUGCUAACAGCUCACGUUGUCAUUAACACAUUAAAAGUUUGGAAAUAAA
Lampris incognitus (smalleye Pacific opah) is the source of this 2367-nucleotide messenger RNA. Its product is annotated as sushi, von Willebrand factor type A, EGF and pentraxin domain-containing protein 1. The record is from RefSeq and is a predicted model, not a curated record. Bases 92 to 2092 code for a protein of 666 amino acids. The transcript has 13 exons. NCBI's taxonomy places the organism in Eukaryota, Metazoa, Chordata, Actinopteri, Lampriformes, Lampridae.